Molecule: messenger RNA, 4254 nt
Organism: Vespa crabro (European hornet)
Lineage: Eukaryota; Metazoa; Arthropoda; Insecta; Hymenoptera; Vespidae
Gene: hzg
Product: carboxy-terminal domain RNA polymerase II polypeptide A small phosphatase 1
Exons: 5
Coding region: 1957-2799 (280 amino acids)
Molecular function (GO): RNA polymerase II CTD heptapeptide repeat phosphatase activity
Source: RefSeq, a predicted model, not a curated record
UCUGUGGUACGUAAGACCGAAGCCAAAGGAGCGUAAUACCGUGAGUGAAAUAAAGAGAAAAAGAGUGAGAGAGAGAGAGAGAGAGAGAUAGACAGUCUGUGAGGGUGGUGCGGAGAGGUGUAGAGGAUAGGGACGAUGAAAGCGGAGAUACGACGGAACACGGUGAAUACGCGAGUUCUCGUGGAUACAUUGAACGUUGAGUUAGCUGUGCCAAGUCCCCCCCAUAGUUCGUCAUAGUUUCUCUGUUUGCACUCUCUUAUUUCUUUUUUUUUUUUUUUUUGUACAACUUUGACGUACAAAUUCGUUCGAUCGACUUGCUCGAAUGAAAGAGACUGUUAUUAACGUCACGAUCAAAGUAAGCCGCUUGCAUUGCUCGUUCUUCUUAACUUCGAUCGUUGUUUUGUUAACGACUCGAAGACAUUAUCGGGACAUAUGCGAGAAGAAUAUAAUUGGUAAAGAGAGAGAGAGAGAGAGAGAGAGAGAGAGAAAGAGGGGGGAAGAGGGAGAGAGAGAGAGAAAAAAGAGAAAGAUAUGCGAAUGGAAUCGCAAUGAAUCGUCACUGGGGAGAUAGGUGUGGCGCGUAAAAAAAAGGCGCGUUGUAGAGUGGAGUGCGCGCGCGAGCGCGUGCCCGGUUUUUUUCUCCGUUACAAUAAUAAUAGUAGUGGUAGUAGUGGUGGUGGUGGUGGUGGUGGUGGUGGUAAUGGUAGAGUAGUAAGAAGGUAAAUGAUGGGCGCGAGUGUAUCUCUUCUGUACAUAUAUGUUGAAAAAUGAAGGUGGAACGUCAAAAGAGAUUUUUAACGAGUAUUUGGCACGAUAGAAGAUCGGUGUCAAUUUGGCGGUGUACGAAUUGAGAGUAUUACUAUUAUUAUUAUUAUUAUUAUUAUAAAGAAAAGUGUAGAAGAGGGGGAUAUAAAAAAAAAAAGGAGAAAAAGUUGGUGAAGGGAAAGACAGUUUUAAAAGUUCUUCGUCGUACGGAGAAGUGCAAGAAGUGUGUCUUGAGUUACGAAGGAAAGAAAAAAGAGAUAGAUAGAUAGAUAGAUAGGGAGAGAAAGAGAGAGAGAGAGAGAGAGAGAGAGAAAGAGAGACAUCGCAGAAGAGGAAAAGAAAGAAAGAGAGAAGGAAGAGUGAGUGAACGAAAAAAGGGGGGGAGAUCGGCGGAGCACCGCGUGCCAUUGAAGCACAGCGUGUGCGUGCGUCCGCGCCUAUGCGUCCAAGUCCGCCGUGCCGCGGUGAUCUUCGCAGUGGCUGCGGCCGCAGUGGUGGUGGUGGUGGCGGCGUCUGCGACGACGGUGGAGGUGGUGGUGGUGACGGCGACGGCGACGGCGACGGCGGCGGCGGCGGCGGCGGCGGCGGCGACGACGACGACGGUAAAAGAGAAGGAGUGGAGGUGCUGGCGACGACGGUGACGGGUCGGUUGUGGUGGAGGGGGAGGAGGUUUUUCGUCGUCGUCGUCGUCGUCGUCGUCGUCGUCGUCGGUAGUGGUGGUGAUAGUAAUAGUAAUAAUAAUAGCAGUGGUGGUAGCAGUGUUGCUGCUGCUGCUGGUGGUGGUCUUGGUGGUAGUGGUGGUACUGGCGGCGGCGGCGGCGGCGGCGGCGGUAGUAGUAGUGGUGGUGGUAGUGGUGGUGGUGGUAGUGGUGGUAGUGGUGGUGGUAGUAGGAGAACGGAAUUGCCGUGUCGCGAGCGGCCAAACGAGUUAGCGCGUGUGCGUGCAUCGUGCGCGCGUACGCUCUCCUUCGAGGCUUGCGCGCGAGCGCGCGAGCGCGUGUGUCGGUGGUAUCCCCCCGCGCGCGCAUCCAAGGAAUUCACGAUCGAGCAACACGGAGGGACUCCCAGCAAAUGUUUAAAUGGACGCAUCGUCCAUUAUCACCCAAGUGUCGCGGGAUGACGAGCUAGGCCAGUUUAAUAACGAGAAAGGCCAAAAAAGAUUUCCACAUUUUGUCAAUAUUACAUUUGUGUAUGCUUCUAAUUACAAGUUAUUUCCAAACAACCCAAUUGCCACGCGAGAAUGAAGCGGCCAGCAACGGUCCCACAGGUGGCAAGAAACCAAGAGGGCGUGGACUCUUGCGUUCUCUGCUUUGUUGUCUUGGUAGAGGACGAGGAAGUAGUUCAAAAAGUUCCAAAACAAGUUCGCUACAAGGAGAUGGACGGGGUUCACCGCCACCAGGAACUGGGUCCCCACGGUAUCUUUUGCCGCCUGUCAGACAUCAGGAUAUGCAUAAAAAAUGCAUGGUGAUCGAUUUGGAUGAGACACUUGUGCACAGUUCUUUCAAACCGAUCAACAAUGCGGAUUUUGUUGUUCCUGUAGAAAUUGAUGGAACAGUACACCAAGUGUAUGUCUUAAAGAGGCCUUAUGUGGAUGAAUUUUUGCAGAGGAUGGGAGAACUAUACGAAUGUGUAUUGUUCACAGCAAGUUUAGCUAAGUAUGCUGAUCCUGUAGCCGAUCUACUAGACAGAUGGGGAGUAUUUAGAGCAAGAUUAUUCAGAGAGUCGUGCGUUUUUCAUAGAGGAAAUUAUGUUAAAGAUUUAAAUAAGCUGGGAAGAGAUCUACAACAAAUUAUUAUUGUCGAUAAUAGCCCUGCCAGCUAUAUCUUUCAUCCUGAUAAUGCGGUUCCAGUGACAUCCUGGUUUGAUGACAUGACGGACUCAGAACUAUUAGAUUUAAUUCCAUUCUUUGAGAAACUUAGUAGCGUGGAGAACAUUUAUACAGUUUUGUGCAACAGCAAUCAUCCAUAUAAUCAAGUAUCAACUACGGUACAAAAUAGUCCCAGUCCUGGAUCAGGUUCGCUUGGUGCUUCCUAGCCCCACCUAUGUUCUGGUCAAGUGACCAGUCUUGUUAUCACUCGAUGUGCAUUAAGGAGGAUCUUAAUUGAUUUGUCCAAUGCUAAUCACUUAUUGUGCUGCGAUGGAUAAUCGGGUAUGCCCAGUUAGAUAUUUUAUCUAAGGCCAAAAGUACCCGUGUUAGUCUGGGUGGAUAUUUCUGCGUAUCGUUUCCCUGUUAUAAUAGUGCAACAUUAACCGCACUCUGCUUUGUUGUUGCCUUCAAAUUUUCUUCCUAAUAAGCAGCAACGCGAUGAAGAACUAACGUUAGAAGAAAGAGAGAGAGAAAGAGAGAGAGAGAGAGAGAGAGAGAGAGAGAGAGAGAGAGAGAGAGAAAAAGAAAUAAUAGGUACAGACAGAACGAUGAAGAAUGAUUAAAAAAAUACGUGUACCAAUUAACUUCUGUUACAUUUCGAUUCAAAGGGUUUUUUCGACGACAUAGAGUUUUUUCGACGAUGAUCGAACGAAAAGAAUAAAUCGAUAAGCGCUUCGGUAUAAUUAGUUAGAUCAAAGUACGUGAAUGCGUGCUUUAUAUCUUUGAUACAAACGAAAGUGGGAAAAAAAAAUAAAAACAAAAAAAAACCAAAAAAAAAAAACAAAAAAAAAAAAAAAGAAAAUGAAUGAUAUAUUUCUUGUUGAAUUAGAGCACGCAAAUUUUGUGCUAUUGCAUGAUAUUUACUUGCUGAAUACCUCAACGGAUUAAUCUUAAAAGUCCUGAACUAAAUCCAGAAUAUAAAUCGCACAGAGUCAUACAAGAAAUUAUCAAUUGAUAAAUAUGAGUCGUUUGAUGGGUCGUUCGGUGUUCAACAUUUUUUUCAUCAUUUUAUUUGGACCAAUUUGUUUAUUGAUUUGCAUUUCAUUUGCUGGCAUUACAAAUAUGUACAUCGCAUCAUAACUUCGAGUUCGUAUAGUAAUUUUUUUUUAGCAUUUUCCCCAUAGGAUCAAUGAUAUAUAUAUAUAUAUAUAUAAAAUAUUACGAUCGUUACUCGACGUAAUAUUGAAUAUUAAAAAACAAAAGUAAAAAAAAAAAAAAUACAAAAAAAAAAACAAAAAAAAAAUAUCAAAAGGCUGGCAACUUAAAAUUAUGAUAAUACAUUAAAUGUUAAAUUCGUUUUCAUCAUCCCUAACAGAUAUCAUCCUUCGUAUUUUAAACAAUGAAUUUUAUCAUAAAUAUUUUAGAUUAUAUUAUUAUUAUUUUCAUGAUUUGCCAGUACGAUUGACUCUGUUUUUUUUUUCUUUUUUCUUUUUUUCUUUUUUUCUUUUUUUCUUUUUCCUUUAAGGAGAAUGUGUGCCAGUUAGUGAGUCAACUAAUUUAAUUACAAGAAAGUGAUAUAACAUUUUAAAGAGACCGAGCCAAAAUGCAUAUCAUUCUCUCCCUCCAAGCGCAAUCGUACGGAUAAUAAAAAAAAAAAAAAAAUCUUACGUUAAAUGAACAAU